AUGCAAACAAAUAGCUGUGGGAGUUCCAACAGUAAGGCACCCAUGCCUUGUGCUUUCCAAGAACCAAUGGCAGCACCCAGACACAUGCAAGAUGGAUCGGCAGCAGUAGCUGAGCAGCUGGAAACAAUUGAUUUGAGUGAAGAUCCCUCUACCCCGAGGCCCAUUUCCAUAAGUGUUCAUUUAACAAGUGAGGAGAGGGCGGCCUUGGUAUCUUUGCUACAGGAAUUUCGAGAUGUGUUCGCUUGGAGCUAUGAGGAAAUGCCUGGCUUAAACCCAAGCUUAGUAAGUCAUACUUUGAAUAUUGAGCUUGUUGAGAGGCAAAUCAAGGUGGAAAUUGAAAAGUUGUUAGCUGCCGGAUUCAUUAAGCCAAUCAAGCAUCCAACACGGUUAGCAAAUAUUGUGCCUGUAAAGAAAAAGACCGGAGUAAUUAGAGUAUGCACGGACUAUCGAGAUCUCAACCGAGCCUGCCCAAAGGAUGAAUUCCCGCUGCCUAACAUGGACAUCUUGAUUGGUUCAACCUUGGGUCAAGGAUUGUUGUCAUUCAUGGAUGGGUUUAAUGGCUACAAUCAGAUCAAGAUGUCACCCAAAGAUGCUGAGAAGACAGCCUUUCGAACACCAUAUGUGAAUUUUUAUUAUACAGUCAUGUCAUUCGGCCUUAAAAAUGCUGGCGCCACUUACCAAAGAGCCAUGACAGCAGUGUUUCACGACAUGAUGGGAAAAGAAGUCGAAGAUUAUGUGGAUGACCUUGUGGUGAAGUCCAAAACCAGAGAAGGCCAUCAAGAAGUUUUAAGGAGAGUGCUGGAAAGGUGUCGGUUGUACGGUUUAAAGAUGAAUCCAAAGAAGUGUGCGUUCGGGGUUUCAUCCGGUAAAUUCUUGGGGUUUCAAGUACACCAGCAUGGCAUAGACGUGGAUCCUGAAAAGACUAAAGCCAUAAAUUCUCUUGCACCGCCUAGAAACCUAAAAGAAUUGAAAAGCUUUAUGGGAAGAUUAUCGUAUAUUCGACGCUUUAUCCCAGGUCUUGCUGCCACCAUGAGUGCUUUUACUUCACUGCUCAAGAAAGGCAAGCCGUAUGAAUGGAGUGAGAAGUGCCAAGAAGCUUACAAGAAGGUGCAACAAAUAAUCACCAAGCUGCCCACUAUGAAAGCACCUAUUCCGGGGCUUCCUCUCAAGCUUUAUUUGGCUGCAACAAACACAGCAAUGUGGGCUUUGCUUGCUCAAGAUGAUCAUGACGGGAAGGAAAGUCCCAUUUAUUACCGCUUGCGGCAUUACUUCCUUGCUCACAAGCUACAUCUCAUGGUGAAGUCCGAUCCCGUAAGAUAUUUGCUUACAAGGCCGGUGUUAUCCGGACGCCUUGCACGUUGGCUGCUACAACUGUCCGAGUUUGAUAUCACCUGCACCACCCCAAAAGCCAUCAAAGGGCAGGCCGUGAUUGACAUGUUGGCUCUAUUUCCCGAAGUUGAAGAAUCAACAAUCUCUAAGGAAGUUCUGGGGGAGCUGCCAGAAAUGGUUGCUGUAGUCACAAAGGCAGAACCAUGGACCCUCUACUUCGAUGGGUCUUCUACAUCGAAGGGUGGAGGGGCAGGUGUGGUGCUUGUCAAUCCCGAGGGGCAAGCCACGGCCCUCUCGUUUAAGCUAAAUUUCCCAUGCACAAAUAAUACGGCAGAGUACGAAGCUUUUAUUGCGGGAUGUCUACAACAAGGGAAAUGGGAACCAGCAUUGGCACCAUAUCGUACAGCUGCUGAAAGGCUUGUUCGUUCUUUCAAACAGGUUGUGUUGGAACAUAUCCCGGGAGUCACUAAUAGAUAUGCUGAUGCGUUGGCCACUUUGGGGUCGAGGCUCUCAUUUAUUGAAAAACAGCCCAAUAUUGCAGUAAUCAAGAAGGACACGCCAGUUGUUGAAGCAAUGGCUCAAGAGGAGCAGCUGGAAGAGGAUGACUGGAGGAAGCUUGUGAAAGAAAAAAUAGGCAAAGGAAGCGACAUCAAAGAAUUGAAGGAUUAUGCGAUCAUCUUUGGGGAACUGUACAGACGCCUUCCGGGAGGUAUUUUGACCCGCUGCAUAGGGAUAACAGAAGCACAGGAGAAGCUUCAAGAGGUACAUGAGGUUACUUGCAAUUUGGAGCCAAUAAUCAGCUUGUAUCGGCGCCUGCAGCGCAAGGGUUAUUACUGGCCAGAAAUGAGGAAACAAGCAGCUGAAAUACAAGCCAAUUGUCCCAGGUGUGCAAAGAUACCCUCCACCGAGGAAUCAUUCACCGUCUCAUUUGCGGAGGAUUGGAGGGCUCCAUACUUGGCAUCCUUCAUCAACGGAGUCUUGCCAACCGAUCCCAAGCAUGCACGCAAGCUCAAAAGGACAAUAAAAAGAUACUUCAUAGAUGGGUCAACUCUUUACCGUAAGGGGUUUAAUGGUGAGCCAUUAAAAUGCUUGGGAAAGUCAAAGGCACAGCAAGCCAUGCAAGAGAUUCAUGCUGGAGAAUGUGGUGAGCACCAAGGAAUGAAGAGGCUUUACCGGCAGCUGCUGAGUGUUGGGUAUUAUUGGCCUACAAUGAAGAAUGAUGCAUACAACUUUGUGAAGAGGUGCCACACAUGUCAAGUUCAUGCCAACUUAAGUCAUAAGCCUCCCACGCUGCUGCAAGACAUGCGCACUCCUUGGCCCUUUCAUACUUGGGGGCUUGAUUUGAUCGGGACUAUCCAUCCACCAUCCGACAGCUACAUAUGGAUUCUCACAGCCACCGAAUAUUUCACAAAGUGGGUUGAGGCGGUUCCCUUGCGGAAGGCCACGGGAGCUGCCGUUGCCAAUUUCAUCCGUGAAAAUAUUGUAUGUAGAUUUGGGAUCCCAUACAAGAUUGUCACCGACAAUGGCACCCCGUUUGUCAAUAAGCAAGUAAGCUCGACACUUAGUGGUUAUGGUAUCAAGCAUCGUCGCUCCACGCCUUAUUAUCCACAAGGAAAUGGUCAAGCGGAAGCCACAAACAAGACUUUAUUGAGGAUCCUAAGCAAAAUGGUUUAUGAGUAUGAAGGAGGUUGGAGUGUUCACCUGCCGGAUGCUUUAUGGGCUUACCGCACCUCUUCAAGAAGUGCCACAGGUUUCUCGCCCUAUUCACUUGUGUACGGGUCCGAUGCCAUUUCACCAGUAGAGAUUACCAUCCCCACUGCCAGAAUAGCAGCUGUUAACGACCUCGAAUGGGAUACAAAGUCAUGCUCGGAAUGGCGCCUGCUGGACCUUGAAGCUUUGGAUGAAAAAAGAGCGGAAGCCGAAAAGAGGACAGCGUUGUACCACACAACUGUAGCUCAAGCCUAUAACAGGACAGUCAAGCCUCGCGCCUUCAAGCAAGGAGACCUCGUGCUAAAAGUUGUGGAGCAUGUGAGAAGACAGGUGUCGGGACCUUCCAAGUUUGCGCCACAAUGGGAAGGCCCGUUUGCAGUCAAAGAAGUUCACAGCAGCGGCUAUUAUCGCUUGGUCUCUGUCAAAGAAGGCACGCUGACAGACCCCGUCAAUGGGAAGUGGCUCAAGCUCUACUACUGCUAA
Messenger RNA from Prunus armeniaca (apricot), 3522 nucleotides. Lineage: Eukaryota; Viridiplantae; Streptophyta; Magnoliopsida; Rosales; Rosaceae. The record is from the annotation of a GenBank genome assembly.